Ceraceosorus bombacis is the source of this 3988-nucleotide messenger RNA. NCBI's taxonomy places the organism in Eukaryota, Fungi, Basidiomycota, Exobasidiomycetes, Ceraceosorales, Ceraceosoraceae. The record is from the annotation of a GenBank genome assembly.
AUGUCGGCGCAUCGCGAUGCGUGGAUGGACACGGAUAAGGCGGACAAGGCUUCGCCCGCCGGUCAAAGCUCAGAUGGGAUCGGCUCGCUGAAGAGCAGUCCCCGCAUGGACCCUGUCCCAGCCGGAUCGGAAGGGGCGCGACCGUACAGAAGCCGGAAGGAGCGUCCGUGAGUCUCGACCGCGACGCGCUGGAUAAAACCCCAAGCCAAAGUCUUGGUGCGACGGUGCGCGAGGUGCUGACGUUUCUCGCGCGCUUACCGCCUCACGCUUCGAAAGGUGCGACCUUUGCCGCCGACGAAAAGGUGAGCGAAGCAUUUCCUCCUGUUGUACGUUCUUUAAUAACCUCGUCUGCCUCCACGCUAGGGAGGUGCAUCAUCGAAGAAGUAGGUCAGAGAUGUCAGGCUUGCAACGCAGCUGGCAAAGACUGCACGUGAGUUCCAUCACAUCUUGGUCCUGGCAGCGCCGCCCCAACGAGCGCCGCAGCAGCAGUGGCGAUGGCGCUGGUGCCCUCCGAUGAAAGUGGAGGCAGUCCGGUUACUCGGCAACGAGCCUGACUCGUCAUCACCUUUCUCACUCUGCCUCUCCUACCAUGACAUUCCACCAGUUUCCAGAUGGACCCUACGCCGAGAAGCCGACCAGAUAGAGAUGGACGAUCACAGAGCAAUGAAGGUCGCCUUCACAUCGAUGCUGGUAGCUAUGCCUUCGAUUGGGCAGGCCGUGCCCGCUCCAUAUCUGGCCCAUCCGAAGUGGAGCAUCGCAUCGGACAGGGGACAUUCGACUCACCGCUUGGCAGCCACGCAAGCCGGGUCCCUGGCCCGUGUGGAGUGAGGCCGCCGCACUACACGCACCACGUCGAGAUGCCGCCACCUCAACCUUAUCUGCCGCAUCAUCCUUCCUUGGUCCUGCCUAGCAGGGUGAAGAGUCCGCCAGUGCGUCGAUACCAGCCUUAUCCGAGGCAACUCACUCCUCCUCCGUCGGCAGCGCCGCCCCCCCGUCGCUUCUGGGACUAUCGAUCUUCUCUCCCCUACCCGGCAACAUCGCAACGGAUGAAUCCACCGCGCCUAAGCAUAGGAUCUCAAGGCGAAGCGCCAGAUGUCGACAUGGAACCAGUGUAUCGUCCGGAGGUUCCGCAGCGUUUCCAUCCAGCGCCUACAGCACAUGGACGCUCUCCACGUCACACCGCAGAGUCGGCAUCUGUAGGUGAGAUGCAGUCUUCAAAGCUGUCUCCUUCGCAGACUUCGAAUCCAGGUCAGCCGACUUCUUACAGUGACGCAUUCCGGCCAACCAACUUGAGCGACCAACAGCGAGGCAUCGUCGGUCGUACAUGGGCAUCCCAGCGAACUUCAGCGCCGCGCCGGAGUACAGCAUCAACCGAGCAGCACCAACAAUCCGCAGGCAUCGAUCAUCUGCACUCCCUCGUUGCUGCUAUGGUCGAAGGUGAGGAGCUCGCACGCGAUGACACGAGUGGCAGCGGCGAGUCCGACCUGGCUGCUGGGCGCGGUGCACAGGAAAGACGUGAAGAUCUUGCGCCUUUUCUUCUCGGCUCGAGCUCCUCGGAAGAUCCUGUGCUGUUGCGACAGGCUUCAUCUCCCAGUGCCUCGCCCCAGAAUGAGCUGGUCCCGCUGCGGGAUGCUGCCUCACGUCAACAACAUGGCUCGCAGAUGAGUCGUCAAACAUCUCAGCAGCGGCACAAAGCACCGUCUCGCGUGCGACUGGUCACGAAAGACCCGAAAAGACCAGUCUACUUUUCCUUCAUGGCGAGUCAACCUUAUGACAAGAUGAUGAGCAAAUCCGAGUCGCAAAAGAUUGUGGAAGCGAAACUUCUAGAGCUGCGACGCAGCAUUGGAGCCAAAGUGGCGCCACUCAUGGUCUGGUAUGCCCAGCGAGACAGCGCAGCUUUUCCCUUGCUCACUACCACGCAACGAAGGACGUUUAGGAGGGCCGCUCUGCAGGCUGUAAGCACGGUACGCAACAAAGGUGCAAGCGCAGCAAUGGGCAUCAAUGUACCGCUUCCGACAGUCCUAGCAACCGCCGCACUCGCGACAAGCUUAGUGUACGACAAGACGUUGAGGGCAACAUCAAAGGACGCUUGGGGCGCAAAUUUAAACGCGCUGAUCGAACAAUUCAAUUCGACCACGCUGGUCACACUUCAGGUAGCAUGUGCAGACCUUGCUGGACGACCAUCCAUCAACACGAGCGGCAACAUGAUGAGCUUGAUGCAAGCGGUCGGAACAGCGCACAUGCUGGGUCUUCACUUGGAUCCGACGAGCUGGGCCCUUUCCCGAGAAGAGCGCGACGUCCGCAUCAGGAUCUGGUGGGCAAUAGUCAUUCAUGACAAGUGGUCUUCAUUGUGUUGGGGCAGACCGAGCGUCAUUCACAAGCAAGACUUCAGCGUGCCGCUUCCGAAGCGGAGCGGUCUGUCGGUUUGCAACGAGCACUUGACAGACAAGGAGAUUGGACAAUUCGACUUUGGCUCGCACACCAUCGAGGGUCUCAAGAUCACUCCUACCAACGAUGGCAUUGAAGAGGGUGCCGAGGUCCACACUCCAGGCGACACCUUUGCAGCUCUUGCUGCACUUACGCAACUUCUCGAUAGUAUUUUGGUCGAGUUUCACGCGGUGCAGUGCAGAAGAAAUGACGGCUUUGCAGUUGCGCAGCGCGUCAGAUCCUUCAUGGUGGAGCUUGACGAUUGGUGCGCACAGCUUCCGGACACGCUGCGCGCAGUCUUCAAGAAUGACGCUAGCGCUUCCCGCGGUGCCGACAACGUGGCGGGGACAAGUGAGUGGCACGAUCACAGGUCUAGCGUGCUACUCGGCUGAGACGAUGUGAUCGAACUUCCUUUUGCAGAAAGUCUACAGCUUUCAUACUUUGGGGUGCUACUGCUUCUGUGUAGGACCGCACUCGACGCUGUGUCGGCUUCAGACACUUUCGACGAGACAAGAAUUUUGCCCGCGCUUCGCACGGCUCUGCAUGCUACCCAAAUGGUGGUUGAUUGGCUCGACGCGCUCGAUGACCACGAGUUCAGUGACGGCUUCUUCCUGCCAUGUGAGUCGCUUGAACAGUGCCUCGCGUGACUUCGCGCUGACGCCCGCGCACCCAGACUGCCAGCAUCAUCUUUCUGCAUGUCUGUCGCUGCUGGCACGGCUUGCGAUAUCUUUUAAUAGAAUGCAGGAAGAAGCGCCGCUGCAGGCGGCUCUGGAUAGUCUGCGACGCUUUCUGACCUUGUUGGCAGCGGCUCGUCGGAGACAUUCUUGGGAUCUUAGUGACCUCGCUCUGGGAAGGGCAUCCCAUCUCCGUCAGUGACAUGCCCCUCUACUUGUGUCCACGUACUGACAUCUCUUUUGCAACCGCAGUAACAAUCUUGGAGAAGAAAAUUCCCAAUUUCCCCGCGCUGAGAAGCCUGAUAGCGCCAACCGAGAACAAGACGACGACUACAACCAUAGACACGCCGGUCCCUGCUCAAAGCAGCCCAGCGGUACCAACCCAAAGUCUUGUGCCUACAGAGAACCUGCAGAACUUUGGCGGACACACACUACUGGAAGACUCGAUUGCGUGGUUCGACGCGCACGCGCACGAGUUAGGCAUCUCGCUGCCGCACGUCAAGGUCGAGUCUGGCGACAGCCUUGGAGGUGGUACCGGCGCUUCGUCCUCCACCAUGUCCAGCAGCAGCACGUCCGAGCUGCCCUCCGAGGCAAUUGUAGGAUCGUCUCUGCAGACGCCGCAGGCUUCAUCGAUGGGCGACAAUGGCCAGCUGGCAGCUCAGACGCAUUUAGCGCCCAGUAACGUGCUGAACCUCUUGUCCUCUGCAUCCAACUUUAAUUCUGGCGUGCCUUCGUACGGCGUGGGUCACGUGGUCGACGGCAUCGACCCACACGGCGGGUCUCAUCAAGAUCCUUUUGCUGAUCUUGGCUCUACAGAUGGACCAGCUCUCAUCAACCCUGACCCUUGGCUUACCAGCGUGGGCGCCGACAUUUUGUUCAACACGUGA